AAGGCUCCCCUCCCCGCGGUCCCCCACACUCUUACCGCCACCUGCCCCCCCCACCCCCGCGCCCGCCUCUCUUCUCAGCGGUCACUUAGCUCCUUCUAUAGAAACGCCCUUCCCCCACUCUAGUCACCCACAAGGCGAUGAAUCAGAUUACCUGUUCCACUCUUAUCAGCGUAAGGAAACCAAGCUCAUAAGAUUGACGAAACUUUGCUAAAGAUGUCUAAGCAACAACCAACUCAGUUUAUAAAUCCAGAAACUCCUGGCUAUGUUGGAUUUGCAAAUCUUCCCAAUCAAGUUCACCGAAAAUCAGUGAAAAAAGGUUUUGAGUUCACACUGAUGGUGGUUGGUGAAUCGGGUCUAGGAAAAUCGACUCUCAUAAACAGCCUAUUCCUGACUGAUCUCUACCCAGAAAGGAUCAUCCCUGGAGCUGCAGAGAAAAUUGAAAGAACUGUCCAAAUUGAGGCUUCAACUGUUGAGAUUGAAGAGCGAGGGGUCAAGCUGCGCCUGACAGUGGUGGACACGCCCGGCUACGGUGACGCCAUUAACUGCAGGGAUUGUUUUAAGACAAUCAUCUCCUACAUUGAUGAACAAUUUGAACGGUACCUACAUGACGAGAGUGGUUUGAACCGACGACACAUCAUUGACAACAGGGUGCACUGUUGCUUCUACUUCAUUUCACCCUUUGGACAUGGACUUAAGCCCUUAGAUGUGGCAUUUAUGAAGGCGAUACACAAUAAGGUGAAUAUUGUGCCUGUCAUCGCAAAAGCCGACACCCUCACUCUGAAGGAACGGGAGCGCUUGAAGAAAAGAAUUCUGGAUGAAAUCGAAGAACAUAACAUCAAAAUCUAUCACUUACCUGAUGCAGAAUCAGAUGAAGAUGAAGAUUUUAAAGAGCAGACUAGACUUCUCAAGGCCAGUAUCCCAUUCUCUGUGGUUGGAUCCAAUCAGUUGAUUGAAGCCAAGGGCAAGAAGGUCAGAGGCCGCCUCUAUCCGUGGGGUGUCGUGGAGGUGGAGAACCCAGAGCACAAUGACUUUCUGAAGCUGAGGACGAUGCUCAUCACUCAUAUGCAGGAUCUCCAGGAGGUGACCCAGGACCUUCACUAUGAAAACUUCCGCUCCGAGAGGCUCAAAAGAGGCGGCAGAAAAGUGGAAAAUGAGGACGUGAAUAAAGACCAGAUCUUGCUGGAAAAGGAAGCUGAGCUUCGCCGCAUGCAGGAGAUGAUUGCAAGGAUGCAGGCGCAGAUGCAGAUGCAGAUGCAGGGUGGGGACGGCGACAGUGGGGUUCACGGGCACCACGUGUAAGAAAACACAUGGCAAGAUAAAACAUUCGGAUGAGUAACAGAGCUGCGUGUUUUCAGGAGAUCGUUGAAGGGUGCCCGUCCACAUUUUACAGUACCUGUGCCUGAGAAUUUAAUUUUUUUUCAACUUUUGAUGUGUUAUUUUGUAUGAAGUACUUCUAACAUUUGUAUUUCAUUGCUAUGUUAUACUUUAUAUUUUGUGAGGUGAACUUCCAUUUUCAUUUUUCUUCCACCUUUACUAACCACUGAUGUUAGCAUGUAUAGUUAAUAUUGAAUUUUUUUUAUUUGGCUGGCCUGACUAAUCGUUGAGGAGCACUCUUGAUUUUUUUCUAGAACAUUCAGAUUUACCCAGAAUGUUCCUGAGUGGUAGAGACACGGACCUAGUGAUACAGACCUGGUGCAAGGCCAUUUAUUCACCAAGUUGCACCAUGUGGAGAUUCUUCACUUCUUUGCUUUUGUUGGAGCACAACACCUAAAACCAGUUUUGCUGCUGUAAUUCAAUACUGUUCAUUCAUCUGCACAUUUAUCUGUUUACCAAAUGAAACAGAAUCGAAUUAUCUAAUGAGAUAUAUGUUUAUACUUAACUUUUUUAAAAACAUGCUUUUAGAGGUGAAUUUUAAGAAGUCUCUGGAUUCUGAAGCUAGGUCACUUUUUAAACCACUGUACAGAGAGAGAGCUCGCCACAAGCCACUCUUUGCAGCGUCCUCCACUGAUCCUGGCUCGCCUCCGCUUGAGAGAUCAAAGCAUCCACGAGCUCCGGUUUUCUUGUUACAACUGAGGUUCUUACCUACUCAAUAAACUUUUUACUCAAAUUAAAAAAUAACUUUUUAAGAAAAAUUAACAAUUGAUCUAUUCAGAAACCAACUUUUUAAUAUUUUUAUACUGCACUUUAAUGUAUUUUUCAUAACUGCGGGUUUAGAAGAUCUGCUUCAGCAGUGGAAAUCAGGGUCCUUUGGUGGAUGGGCCUCUGAACCCAGACCUGUGAUAGGCCCUGAGGCCUCAGUCCUGAAGCCCAAAAUGCCAACAGGUUUUUCCAGUUUGACUUUUCCUUCAACUGUUUUCUUUUUGAAUGGUUUUCUGAAGGGAGGCAAAUAGCAGCGAUCGUUUUUUUAUGUGCAGACUUUCUCGUCUAUUUUCAGCCUCUGUCAUUUCCUUCAUUAUGUGUAAUACAGGUUUCUCUAUGUAUCGUGUAAGAAUGAAAGACAUUUCAAACCUGCACCGGAGGCUGGUUGACAGGUGCCACCAGUAGAAGCUGCACCUGAUCUGCUUUCUGUGCUCUGUGGCCCUCACCCUUCCCUUCCCUCCUAAUGUGUCUUCGUGUCUUGCACUCUGAGGGGCGCUGAUGCUCCAGAGGUUGCUCCUUUCAACAUUUCUACUGACGUUGGGGAAUUGAUUCCCAGAAAGUGACAAAUGAAAGGAGACCCGGAGGGAGCAGGUGCUGGUUCAGUAUUUUCAUUUUGCUAAAACAGGAGGAGUUGAGCUGGAGAAAAUGCUUAAUCCAAGGAUGAGGAGGGUUUUUGUUUUGUCCGGACAAAAAAUGAGAAGGUAAAAAUACAUUCGUUACAAAGGUGUACUACAGAAAAGUAUCAGGUGUUAUUGCUAACUUUGCCCCUUUCCUGUUGCAUAAUUGUGAAUAGUCAGAAAUUGUAGGGUUAGGCACAUUGUGCAAAGUUUUUACCAAGAAAAAGUGUUCUGUGACUUUAGAGCACCUCCAUGCAAGGCCAAUUAUUUGGGUUAUUCUGGCAUUUAUUAACUAUGCUAGUAAAAGUUGACCGGGGGGGAGGGAGGCAUUUGCAAGUGGUCAGCAUAAUCCCUGAGUAUGUUCAAGUGUAACUACUGCUCAGGGCCAGCUGCCACCUAAUGAUGGUUGUGCAGGGGUGGGGGACCUACACUGUUACACUCUUAAAUCCCCUCUUGUUUUGCUACCCAAAUCUAAAUAAAUACUUUUGCUAAUAAUUGCUCUUUUACUAAGAGAGAAUCUUUACCUAUAGAAAUGUAUUUUGAAAGUUACUUUACAUAGCAAUUUUGUAUCCAUUGAAACUAACCUUUUAUCAAUAAAGCACUAUUGUUUAGAUAUUAA
Molecule: messenger RNA, 3375 nt
Organism: Diceros bicornis minor
Lineage: Eukaryota; Metazoa; Chordata; Mammalia; Perissodactyla; Rhinocerotidae
Gene: SEPTIN2
Product: septin 2
Exons: 13
Coding region: 214-1299 (361 amino acids)
Biological process (GO): cytoskeleton-dependent cytokinesis; cell division; regulation of exocytosis
Cellular component (GO): synaptic vesicle; septin complex; microtubule cytoskeleton
Molecular function (GO): GTPase activity; GTP binding; molecular adaptor activity
Source: RefSeq, a predicted model, not a curated record